Molecule: messenger RNA, 4219 nt
Organism: Silurus meridionalis
Lineage: Eukaryota; Metazoa; Chordata; Actinopteri; Siluriformes; Siluridae
Gene: fam222ba
Product: family with sequence similarity 222 member Ba
Exons: 5
Coding region: 474-2234 (586 amino acids)
Source: RefSeq, a predicted model, not a curated record
GUUGAUGUAAACGCAUGGGCCGAGUUAAAGUGACUGAAGUAGCAGUGCGAUAGUCGCUGUUGCCCGUGCUGCCGACCGGAUCCGGUUUAGCUACCUGCUCCGCUGUGGACGUGCGGAUUUGCACCUCGUUCUGCCGCCACACUUUGGGAUUUUAAUCAUGCAUCCGAGUCCGGUGGAUCUGUGCUGAAUACACGCGAAUCAUCUCUCCGUCGAAUGUCACCAGUCUGUAAUUGGAUGGUGGGACCACUGUGCCUGAAAAUCAAGUGGAUCAGCAGUUUCUGAAACCAGUCUACCACCAUCAUUCCCCAUGCCAGAUUUCAUGCAUUACACUGCCGCUACAUGGUUCCCUCAUUGGAUAACUGCACGAAUGAGCAGAUGUGCAGGUGUUCCUGAGAUUUUACAACUAAAUCAUUUUAAGUGUGAGGAGGAGUGUGUGUCCCAUGUUGCACUAGGAGUGUGAGUGUGUGUGUGAGAUGCUGGCCUGUUUGCCAGGGCCAGGUGACCUCUCCCUCCAGCUUCUUCCCCACUCGCAGAUGAACACUGGACUUCAGAAAUGGGACACUACACAGAGGAUGAGAUCAACCCAGUAUCCGACCCCUGCAGAGCUGGACGCUUAUGCUAAGAAAGUGGCCAACAGCCCGCUGACCAUUAAAAUAUUUCCAAACAGCGUCAAGGUCCCACAGCGCAACCACGUGCGCCGCACCGUCAACGGAUUGGACGCCGGUGGUGCACGCUACAGUCCCUAUCCCCCCUCACAGUCUGCGGCCAAGGCCGGCCUACUGGCCAUCGUCAAGGCGCCCAUCACCAAGGGCAUUAUCAAAGACUUCACCGGUACACGUGUGACGAUGAGUGCCCCUGGAAGUGGGUAUGGUCCGGCACCAAGCACUUUAACCCUUCAGCAUGCACCACAGCCGCUUCAGAGACCCCCACAGCAUCAGCAAGCUCUCUCACAGCACAGUCAGAGUCUCCAGCCCCUCCAACAGCAACAGCAACACCAACACCAGGGACUUGGGCAUCACAUGCCCUCAGCAAUGCCCCAACACCCACAGGGCAUGAGCAGGACACAGCCUCUUUCCCACCCCCCUCCUCUUGGUCACCCAGGUCCACAGCCUCCUCCUGCACUCUUGCUUCAGCAACAGCAGCACCUCCAACAGCCCCCUCCGGGCCUGCAGGGUGGCGCUAGAAAACUCACGGAUGCCGAUGCCCCUCCAAAUGUGACUGUUUCUACCUCAACCAUUCCUCUCUCAAUGGCUGGCACCCUGCACCAGGGCCGCCAGGCUGAUCUGAGCACCAUUGUGCAUCAGAUUAACCAGUUCUGCCAGUCUCGGGCCCAGGGCGCCGGGGCCACAUCCAUGUGUGAGGGCCAAAUCGCUAACCCAAGCCCCAUCAGCCGGAACUUGCUCAUCAAUGCCAGCUCCCGGGUGGCCAUGCACAGUGGGCAUUCCAGCGCUUUACCUCCAGGCCUCGGACACUCUACUUGCACCAUUGGAGCACCAGAUAAAUCGUUAGGCACUGGAGUGCCUCUGCACAACAUGGGUGCCAUAAACAGGAUGGCUGUGUAUCACAACGAUUUGAAGCAACAACAUCUGCAGCACCAACAGAACCCGCAACAGCAUCCAAUUUGCCACCAACAGCAUCAGCAGAUGAUGUCAUGGAACCAGCAUCAGCUCGCCCACCUGCAGCAUGUCUCAGAUGGGGCUGGGCACUCCUGCAAAACCGCUCCUCGGGACCCAGGCUUUCCUUGUAAUGGCAUGAACUACCCACCAGAGCUGUGUGUAGGGCAGCCUUAUACCCUUAAACCUCCCAUGGAUAAGCCAACACCUUCACCUCCAGUUGUCAACAACAACACCAUGCCACCUGGCACUGUUGCACACUACGCUAACGGCCAGUACUACCACCAGGUGCCUGUGUGGGGUAGUAUUCUCCCAACACCCAACAGCGACAGUUCCGGCUCACAGGAAUUGCCUGCACCCUUCCAUGGCAAUGGAUCAGGCGGUACCAACCCUACCCCAGGGGUGGACUGCGCCCCCACGGGAGGAACGGCACACUAUCGACCGGCAGGAGUGGCAGUGGGACAGGGAGCCGCAGUGGGGCAAACUAAUCUGAUGCAAACGGCAGAUUACAUGGGAGGGGACUUCCAGACGCCCUGCUUCCGAGAUCAAAAUCUGGGCUUGAUGGGGAAGAUGCCCAGACCUCCCCCCAUGGCUCACGGCCAGCACCCAGGGUACAGAUAAGCUCCGGCACAGGCUCUGCUUACCACAUCUGUCUGUUUCAAAUAGCCACACAAAAUCAUUUACUCUGCUUUGUCUUAAAUUACUUAUUACGAGGAAAAUCAUUACAACACAUUAGUUCACAUUAACAAUUCAGACAGCAAACAGAAAGUGAUCACUGAAAACUGAAAAAUGUUUAACAAAAGCAGUGUUUUCACAAUUUUCUUUUUCAUUUUAAUCGUCAUUCUUGCAAGUGAUCAAUUUUUUAAAGGAUUUAAACCUAUUUAAUUUUUAUUGCCGGUUUCACCCCAGAUCACUGUGUGAUACAUCUUCUAGGCAUAGAAAUACAGUCUGAAAGAUGAAACGAUGUCCUUCAAACAUCGUGAAUGGCGGAUUUAUAAUUUCUUUGACAAGGUUUUUGGUUCAGUAAGUUGAAAAACCUCACUAAUGCACUGUUCAGGAAAAUAUUUCAUUCUCUUUUUUUAUUUCAGAGUUUGUUCGACAUCCCUGAAUUUUUUUUCACUAAAUUGUUCAAGACGAUAUCAGUUUUGUUCAGAGGGCUUUAUCCUCUUCUCUACAUUAAUUUAUUACUCUGUGAAUGGGAUGCUAGUUUGUAAUAGACACCAAUGAUCUUGACAGGAUAAUAUAUAUAUAUCAGUGAAGUUCUAUCAGCUGCAUAUCAAGCCACUUAGUCUGGCCGGAAUUAAAAUAAUCAGAAGCUUAAUUUAUGUAUCACUAACAGUCAAAUGAGCUGCGACAAAUCAGGUGGCUUAACUGAUGUCUUAACUCCUUUAGAUUAAUGAAGUAGGCAGCAUGAUUGUGAAGUUCUAUUUUCUUAAGAAGCCAAUGUGGGUUGAAUUAGAAAGGAAAAAAUAAACCUGCAAGAAGAUAUUGAGCUUCAAGGGGUGCUGUUGUACUUCUGCUUGAUUUUCGUAAGAUAUGAAAAUUUACUUGAAUCAUAGAGAUGGGGUGUUCUCUUGUUAGAUGGUUUGUAAUAAAGUUAGCAGGACUAAACUUACUACUGCAGAAGAUGGUGGAUUGUAGAUUGUCACUAAUAUAAUUUAGAGACUAACUACGAACCAAAUUGAGAUUAUUCGAUCUGAGCUUUUUCCUCGUGUGUCUCUUGAGAUAACUUCAGUUUAGGAGUUGCUACUGAUGCUCUAUUGACAUGUGCUUGAAUAGACCAAAUUGAUCACUUGCAAGAUCGCUUGUGGGUAAAUCAAGGAGGACUUUAAGUCAAAGGUGAAACAGCAGAUGAAUUAUUUUAUUGUACACUGGCUAAUCUGCUAUACUACUGUAACUUUUAAGAAGUGUAAUGACUGUGUGAAUGUUGGAUGGUUUGAGUGGGGAUGGUUUUAAUGGGCGGGUGUGUCUGGUUUUAGGUGUAUGUGUGUUGGUUGGUUGGUUGGUGGAUUCGCCAUCACCCACUCUUUGCUUGCCUCCCUCUGGAACAGCCCUUAUAAAGCCUUAAGUAUUUGGUCCUUGGACUUUCCUUUGAAAACAAGCAUGGUUAUUAUGAAACCUAUAAUAUUGAUAAUUAUGGAAACGACUUCAAAAAGACUAUAAAGGAACAGCAAUUUUUUCCUUGUUUAUUUUUAUUAACUAAAGCUUUUGUUGAAUAGAAAAGCAAUUCCUUAGGAUUACUUUGCAACAAAAACAAAGAAAAAAGAAUAAUAUUUUAUUGUAAUUAUGUUUUAUAGCUGUGUGUAGUUCUGGGCUGUAACAAAAAAUCUUUUUAUUCCAAGUUUCAAAGCUUCAGUUUUGCAAUUUGUGACUAUUUAUAAUUAUAAACUUGAUUUUAUUUUUUUCUUAUUUAAAUAUUUUUUUUUUUUUUUUUUUUUUUUGCUAUAGCUGUGAAAUGAAGAGUCUACAGUAGAAGACCUUUCUCAUAUCUGUCACUCUGUGGCUGUUGAGUGAAUGAGCGAAAAACUAGAGUGUGUGUGGAGAGUUGUGCUACUCUUUUUGUAAUAUUGUAAUAAUAAAAUAAAGUUCUAAUUUAUGCUUUGAAA